This is a messenger RNA of Aureococcus anophagefferens, 1468 nucleotides long. RefSeq lists its product as hypothetical. The record is from RefSeq and is a predicted model, not a curated record. Bases 1 to 1242 code for a protein of 413 amino acids. Lineage: Eukaryota; Pelagophyceae; Pelagomonadales; Pelagomonadaceae. The transcript is spliced from 2 exons.
AUGGACGGCCUCGCGCGGGAGCUCGUCGUCCGCGGGCGCCUGCGCGUGCUCUGCGUCGACACGCGCGGCGCGGGCCGGUCGUCGGGCGCCGCGACGUGGACGGGCUGGGACGAGGUCAAGGACGUCCGCGCCGCGUGCCGCUACGCGGGCGCCGGCGGUCGCAACGUCGUGCUCCUCGGCACCUCGGGCGCGGCGCCCUUCGCCGGGACGGCGUCCCUGUCCGAGGACGUUGUGGUCGGGACCGUGCAGAUGGGCUACACGUGCGGCUACCUCUGCUCGGUCCUCUGGCGCGGCCAUUUCGGGCCUUACUUUUCCUCGCCGAAGCCGAAGCUCUUCCUCCACGGCUCCAAGGACGAGCACACGAGCGUGCCGCAGCUGAAGAGCUGGAUCCGCCGCGCGCCCGACGCCGCGGAGCUCGAGGUCUUCGAGGGCGUCGGCCACUACGAGCUCGAGAGCCCGUCCUACGACGGCGACGUCGCCGCGAGGAUCGUUGCAGCGACUCUGAGGCAGCCCGAGCGUCGACGACGACGACCGCUGCCCGCUUGCAUCCGCAAGACCAGGCAAGACGCCACAAUGAGGCUCGUCCCGCUGCUUUGUGCGCUCGCAACAACAGCAGCAAUGGACGUGAGCCGCGCGCGCGAGGGCCUCGUCGCGUACGCCAAGGCUGGACCGAUCUUCAUCAACUCGGCUGUGCGCGCGCGCCGACUCGAGUCGCGCGCGCGGGCGGUCGAGGCUGCCGGCCAACGGCCGCCCGAGUGGCCGCGCGACGCGGACUUGCUCUGCGGACGCUGGGAGCUCGUCGCGACGACGCGCGGCGGCGCCGACCUGCUGCAGACGAUGCGCGACCAGCCCGCGCUCGGCAGCGCGAACGUGUAUCAGGACUGGUCGCGGGAGGGCGACGAGGUAAGGUGCGACAACGUGAUCACCAUCGGUCGGCCGAACGCGGGGCUGCUCUCGGCGUGGACGCUCCUCGCGCCGGGCACGAGCAGCUCGCUGCGGCUCCGCCACGCGGCCGCGGUCGUGUCGGCGCGGGAGCCGCUGACGAUCGACCUCGAGCUCGACGGCGUCGUCGUCGACGGAUCGCGGCCCGGCGAGGACGUCCAGACGAUUUUCUCGUUGCCGAUGCCGCGCUCCGCCGCGGGCGAGGCCGGCCUCUUCGAGACGACGUUCCUCGACGACGCGCUCCGAAUAGCCCGCGCCGGCGACGCGCUCCGCGUGUUUGAACGGGUCGUUGAUACCUAAAGCGGUGGCCGGAUAUCUGUUUCUAGCGGAGGCGUAGCCGGGAAUGCCGGACUUAAAAAAGCGGCGUGUUUGCGCCGCGAGCAUUCGACUCGGCAGCUCGCCGGCGGCGCUGCUCCGAGUCACGCCCGACGAUUUGCCCUUCUCUAGAGGGACGCUGGACGCCCCGGCGCGCCCAGUAGCGGCGAUCUCGUCGCGGUGCUCGGUCGGAUUUCAUCGUCAUGCGGCA